AUUUGGGAAUAAAUUGGGGAAAAAUUGGGAAAUAUUUGGAAAUAAAUUCGGGAUAAUUUUCGGAUAAUUCUGGGAAUAAAUUGGGGUAAUUUGGGGAUAUUUAGGGAAUAAUUUGGGAUAAAUUUGGAAUAAUUUAUUAAUAAUUUGGGAUAAUUUUGGAAAAAAAUUAGGGAUAAUUUGGGAAAAAAUUAUGAUAAUUUUGGGAUAAAUUUGAAAAAAAUUGGGGGUAAUUUGGGAAAAAUUUGGGAAAGAAUUGGAAAUUAUUUGGGAUAAUCUGGGGUAAUUAGGAAAUUCGGGAAUAAUUUGUGAUAAUUUGGGGAUAAAUUGGGAUAAUUUGGGGAAAAUUUGGGAUUUUGGGGAACAAAUUCCCAACCCGGGGUCCCCAAAUGGGGAGAGGGGACCCCAAAACCGUCCCGGAGGUGACGUAACGCCAAAACAAAGCCACGCCCACGCCUUGAAGCGCUGACCAAUGAGGAGCGGCGGCCACGCCCACGAGGGGCGGGGCUAAGGAGAAGAUGGCGGCGCCCGUGAAGGACCGGGAGGCGCUGCAGAGGCUGAACUUCCUGUUCCAGGCCGCUCAUUGGUCCCUCCCGGUGGCCCCGGGCCUGUCCCGGUUCCUGCUCCGCACCCAGCGGGCGGCGGGGCGGCGCCUCGUGCUGCGCAUGUCCCCCUCUGUCAAGCGCCGCCUGUGCCGCCGCUGCUGCUCCCUGCAGGCGCCCGGGGACGGGAGCGGGAUCCGGAUCCGAGGGCGUGGCCAGCCCCGCCUCAUCCAGCGCUGCCUCAGCUGCGGCCUCAGCAGGCGCUUCCUGUGCCCGCCCCGGCCACGCCCACCCCGACCGGACACGCCCACAGGUCAGCGGGGGCGGGGCUUGUUUGGGAAAAGGGGCGGGGUUAAAUCAAAAUAGGGAAUUUGGGGUGUG
Zonotrichia leucophrys gambelii is the source of this 920-nucleotide messenger RNA. It is a transcript of the gene RPP21, whose product is annotated as ribonuclease P/MRP subunit p21. The record is from RefSeq and is a predicted model, not a curated record. Gene Ontology annotation, cellular component: nucleolar ribonuclease P complex. The coding region runs from base 516 to 905 and encodes 129 amino acids. Gene Ontology annotation, biological process: tRNA processing. The transcript is spliced from 4 exons. NCBI's taxonomy places the organism in Eukaryota, Metazoa, Chordata, Aves, Passeriformes, Passerellidae.